GCGAACGCUUAGCGAGUCCCGCCAGCCGACGGAGGAGGGAACUUUCAUCAUGCGAGGCAGCCGGUCUUCGCGAUUUCUGCCCCGAUCCCUGGGCCCCAAAUAUUUGCCGCGCUGAGAUGCAGCUAUUGCAUUUGGCAGCGUUGUGGGUGCAAGUAUCGGUGUCCAGGGCUGCACGCUUCAUGCCCGCCUCCACGGGGCCUUUUGCACUGCCUGGGUACGACUCCCCCCUGCAAGCCCCACACCAACCUUCCUUGGUCCAACAAGACAGCCGCAAGGCCACUGUCUACGACCUCUUCCAGUCGAGGCUAUCGGCAGCCCACACAGGCAGUGCGCGGGAGGACCUGGAGCACAUUCUCAACAGUCACGGGGCCGUGAGGAGGUCGGUUGAUGCGUCGUGGACGGCGCCGAAGUGCUAUGACAGUUUGGAGGAGCUGGUGAUAUCCGAGGAUGAGUACGACUACCUGCACUGCCCCCAGAUGCAUGCCAUCAAGGGCAUAUGCAUCCUUGACGCUUGGUUCGGCAGGAGGGACAACGCCGUCUGCGUCCCAACCGCUGUCACACCCAACUGCACCGUAGACGUCACCAAACAACUGCAGUAAGCAAGGUAGACGGGGGGUGCAUCGACCCGACACACAAGCCACCCCUGCGACACACUGCAAGCCCUGGCACACACCGGCACCACCACCACGAUGUGUCUGCCUGUCUGCCUGUCUCUCUGUCUGUCUGUCUGUCUGUCUCUGUGUCUCUCUCUGUGUGUGUAUGUGUGUGUGCGCAAAGGGACGCGUGUGACACUCAGCGGCGUUGUGAGGUGUUUGCGCACGAGGACUACUUUGGCAGCCCCUGCGCAGGGCCCAAGUACCUGCAGAUACAAUACCUCUGCCACUGUGGGGUGCCGGGUGGGUGCGUAUGUAUACCUCAAUCACCUAUACACCCAUUCCAUGCAUGCCGGCGGAUGGGUGACACACGUACAUGUAUCGAUCCACCCAGCCAUCUGUGUCUGUGUACAUGUAUCGGUUGUUUCAUUGCCUCAUUGUACGUUUGUGUGUGUUUCAGAGAAGGUUCCGCCGAGCAGCCGGCCCCUCCCGCCUCUGCGUGUGCCGGGCGACUGUUCGGUGGCGGCAUUACCUCCCUCGAUGGCCGCCCGAGUGGUGUGCGACCAGAGCAACGACUUUGUGUCUUGUGAGCUGGGCAAGUCACUCGACAUUUACUUCGCCGGGUACGGUCGGCGGGAGGCCAACCAGUGCAGACCCACACCCUCCUUCGACGAAGACGCAUGUGCCUUCACAGACAUCACACAAGAAGUCGCGUAAGCCGUCCUUGUGGGUGGGUGUCACUCGUGGCAAUGGGCGUGUGUGGUGUCUGUCUGGCUACAUAUCACUGCCGACGGUCAGGUCGAUGUGCAACAACCAGACGAUUUGCCAGAUUGAAAAUCCGAAUGACGAGAACAUGCUGCCGUGUGAGGGGGUGGACAAGUACAAGCUGAUCCUGUACUCGUGCAUCUGCCCCGCACAGCCCACCCUGCCGCCACCAAAGGGCGACAUUGUCUUCCCCUUCACACCUAACGUCCCACUCCAAACCAUUGCCCCGGAGGAAAAAGUCCUUACCAGGCGCAACAUGGCCGCCAACAAGUCAGUCGGGGAGGGAGGGAGGGAGCACGUAGACGCACAAGUGUCAUAUAUACCCUCUCCCCGUCUGGCUGUCUGUUCCUUCCUUCCUUCCUUCCUUGUGUGCCUGUUUGUGUCUGUCUGUCUCGCUUUUUGUGUGUUGUGGGCUGGCCUGCCUGCCUGCCGCAGGCCCACUGUGCAGAGCUCGACAGAGUACGGUGAUGGGGCAUAUUUGGCGGUGGACGGCAACACCGACGUCAGCGAAAUCACGGGGGCGUGCACACAUACAAAGGCGGUGAGCUCAGUCAGUCAGGUGCUCGCGUGUGUGGAUAUGCAGGUAGUAUGCAUGUAUGCAUGUAUGCGAGGGACUGACUGACGUGUGUUUGUAUUUGUGUUUGUGUCUGUCUGUGUGCAGGAUGAGGGCUGGGAUCCAUGGUGGCGUGUGGACCUCGAGGACGACGCCAAAACGCCCAUAUGGGGGGUCUCCAUCACUGCGAGGAAAAGGUACCUACGCACAAGAAAGGCAGGGAGGGAGGUGCCUGCGUGGCGUCAAGUGAAUGCAGCCCGCCAACGUCUCCCUGCCCGCCUGUCUGUCGGUCUGUCUAUCUGUUGUUUUGCUGGCCGGUGUGUGUGUGGUGUUGGUUGCUCCCUUCCAGUUUGCAGGGUGCUCAGGUGUGGGUUGGGAGCGACGACUGCUCGUUCCGUGCGUCAGGGAGCAUGCCGUGCAUUCCCAAGGGUGGGUACCAGAAGACCUGGAAGGAGCGAGGGACCACCCUGGUGGAGUGUCAGGACCUCGUACAGUACGGCUGGGCCCCACCGAUGUCACCCACAUACAAAGCCAGAUACCCCGCAGGCAAAUACCUCUGGGUCAGUGAGUCUGUCAGUCAGUCAGCCAGUCCCAGUUGGCAACCUGGGCAGAGAGGCGGAGAGAUUCUCUAUCACUCACUCACACUCUGACUGGCCGGCCAUCUGAGUGAGUGAGUGAGUGAGUCCAUGUAUGCGCCAGUCGGCAUGGCAUGUAUUGUGGGUGGGUGCAUAUUCACUGCGUGUCCAUUGGAUUUCGUUAGCAUGUAUGCAUGUAUGUGUGUAUGUGUGUAUGUGUGUGUUGUGCAGGUGGUUUUGCCCGGUUCGCCCUCCAAGGUGUUGUCUCUAUGUGAGGUGGAGGUGUGGGCCUUCUUCGAAGAAGAGUACGAAGAUGCCGUCCGACGGCAGCCACCAACACUGCUGCAGAGGGAAGCCAUCGCCUCCCUCAUGCCCCGCAACAUCGCACGCGACCGUCCAUCGCAGAUCGAGCCGCCCAGACCUGACGGCAAGGGACGGGCGGAAUUAUGUGUGGACGGCAACACGUCGGCCGACCCUGCUAAUUGUACGGAGAGCGCCCCUGCCGCUGAACCGUGGCUCCGGGUGACGUUCAACGCCUCGUACAUUGUCGGUGCGGUGCGGGUACUCAACAGAAAUAACAACUCAGACUGGUGGGAGGCAGGCAGGAAGGACAGACACAAGGGAGGGAGGGAGCGAGGGGGAUGCGGGACAGGCAGUGGGGCGGUAGGCGUCCGUGUCAUCGAUGUAUGUAUGUCAGGUUGGACAACGUGGAGUUUUGGGUGGGUGACAGCUUGGCUGCGUACGACGAUGAGGGCAACAGCCGGUGUGCCUUAGAGUUCGACAACCCUGACUUCCCUCCAGGCCGGUUCACACAGCGAGUGCCUCAAUGCCCCUGAGGGAAGACACAUCUGGGCGGUCUUGCCCCAGGGACCCACCGAUAGGAUACUGUCUCUCUGUGAGCUGGAGGUCUUUGCCUUUAGGGAACGACCCAAUAGGCUCACCCAGCCAUCUGGUUUCAGCUUCCCGGUCUGAUCUGAUUCAUCCACACUCAGGACAUGUAUUUGCUGUUUGCUGGCGCAUUCGUCCGAUCCACCUACCUGCCCAUGGAUAGGUAGACAUGUCUGUAGGUAUAUUGCUUGUGGGUCUUUAAGACAGCAGGUAUGUAUGUAGUUUGGCUUUUUUGACUAGCUUGCUGGUUUGUUGAUGUGCUUACAGCGCAUGAACAUGAAUGUGCAACUCAUGACAUGUGCUCUGCCCUCACAAUUAAAAUUACCCUCGUGUGCUG
Vitrella brassicaformis is the source of this 3711-nucleotide messenger RNA. The record is from the annotation of a GenBank genome assembly. NCBI's taxonomy places the organism in Eukaryota, Vitrellaceae.